Gymnodraco acuticeps is the source of this 2083-nucleotide messenger RNA. It is a transcript of the gene badb, whose product is annotated as BCL2 associated agonist of cell death b. The record is from RefSeq and is a predicted model, not a curated record. Lineage: Eukaryota; Metazoa; Chordata; Actinopteri; Perciformes; Bathydraconidae. The transcript has 4 exons. Bases 172 to 693 code for a protein of 173 amino acids. Gene Ontology annotation, biological process: apoptotic process.
CAACAGUGACGUCAUCGCGCAGCGGCGGUACAAUGACGCUCGGCGAUUGGGUGAGCGAGGAGCUAAAGAGUAUUGUACAUUAAAAAGACAAGACGCCGAUAACAAAAACAACAGCUGCGGCCGCAUGAGGCCAGCUAAGGACACACUCGCACUUUUCGGGCACCCGCUAAAAUGAUUUCGGAUGUGACGAUGGCUGCACACUUUAAUAUUUCUGACAGUGAGUCAGAUUCAUCAGAGGGGGCCGAGGAAGGAGAACAUAUCCAACCGUCCCCUGUGCAGGGGCAGCAGCUUCCUCAACGACACUCCGUCACCCUUCCUGAGCUCAGAUUGACAGGGACCGGGCGAACCAGGCUCAACUCAGAGUCCCACGCCUACACUGUCUCCAGAGACGAGGAGCUCCAGGCUCGGGGGGAAGACGAAGUCGGCACGCCCACGGAGGGUGCUCCAUUCAGGGGACGGUCCAAGUCAGCUCCCCCUGCUCUGUGGGCAGCCAAGAAAUACGGCCGGCAGCUCCGGAGGAUGAGCGACGAGUUCGACAGCAUGCUGGACAAAGGGGAAAUGAAAAAGGUGAGAAGUCCCGGGCCGGCCAAACAGAUGCCACACUCGAAAACCUGGUGGAGCUACCUCUUCAGUCACCAGGAGAUGGAGGGAGAGAACAACCACCAUGAGAGCCACACUCACCGCAACGAAUAAGCACCAGGAGAGAAAAUUAAGAGGGACUUGAGGUUCAAGGAAUGAGAAGAAAGCAAUGGGGAAGCCAGGAGAACAAUCGUGAUGAGAACAAAAAGACCUGCUCUGACCAAGUGUCCCAUCCUAGUCAUGUCAUUUUUAUACGUCAUUGGUAACUACAUUUAGAUAAAUCUUUUUGCAUUUGUGUUGGUUUUGAUGUUAACUAUAUAGCUGGGCAGCGCACUGUGAAAUGGUAAGAGUCAGUCAGGCAUGAUGGACUGGUGGCUAUCUGAACCCCAUAGAAUGGAUAAAAAGACGGGCCAAGGGAGGAGAGAAGAGCUCUUGAAAACAUAAAGAAAGUCCAGCAUUAAGUGGAUUUGAGCGGUGACUACUCAGUUUAAAAGGUGCUAACCACUUCAGUUGUCUCUCCCAUCAACACUAUGCAAUAUACUGUGGAUGGAGAGGUAUAAAUGCACUGGAAACAAAACACCCAAGGCCACCUUGAAUGCUGUUAGAAUUUCCUUCCUCAUCUUCUUGAGGAAAUGUGUUACUUAUGCUUGUUUUGCUUCGAAUGUUAGUUCGUGGAGACCACUGUAAUUGUGUGCCAAAAUAACCUGCAGGUAACAGAGGAUGGAGGAUCAAAUGGGAAGGAUUUUUUAGAGUAUUCAGCUCAGGCCUUUAUCUAACUUCCUUUACUACUACCUGCAAGCUAGUACAAUUUAAACAACUGUACGUACUUGACUAUCAUUAACUGCUUUAUAUCUGAAAUUUAUCAAAAGAAGAACAAUCUUGUACAAGGACAAUCUCUAACAGAAAAUACUAUCUUUUGUAAGACUUCAGGUUUAGAUUAUAUCUGAAGAAAAUGAUAUUACUAUAAAAUAAAAAAAGCACAAACCAAUGUGAAUUUAUCUUUUCAAAGCCUUUGAUGAGCAAACAAAAUAAGACCUUGUAACUUUAAUGUGUAAAUAUUUUGUUAAUAUUUUAUCAAAUUGCAGGGGUGCUGGAGGGGUUGCUUUAGCCAGAUUUGUAUUUAUCGAGUUCCUAUUUUACAAGGUUACCAUGCUAUUUAAUAAGGUUGGCCAACCUAGGAAUAGGCAGUGUACAAUCCAUGGCUGUUGCGAUAAAUGUAAUUGCAUAUUUAAAUAUUUGGGCGGGGAUAUAUUAACUGCUAUACAAGAAGCCUACACACAAGCCUUUGGCCUCGGUUUAAUCAGCAACGAGUGCAUAAAGGAGGUGGAUUUAGAGUAAAAUCACAUUUCAAACACUGGUGGAAGGGAUUUAAACUUGUCUUUAUAAAACUAUCUGUUCAGGAAAAUCAGUUUCCUGUGCUUUUAAGAUUAUAAAACAAUGAGUUACAUGCAGGUUGGUCACUCUUUAUCUGCAUUAGGAUCUGAAUAAAAUGGAUCUUAAUGUA